This is a messenger RNA of Lasiosphaeria miniovina, 726 nucleotides long. RefSeq names its product fungal-specific transcription factor. NCBI's taxonomy places the organism in Eukaryota, Fungi, Ascomycota, Sordariomycetes, Sordariales, Lasiosphaeriaceae. The transcript has a single exon. The record is from RefSeq and is a predicted model, not a curated record. The annotation marks the transcript as partial.
AAGACCAUCCUGUUCCUUGGCGCAACAGGCGCCUCCGGCCCAGCAGUCCUGCGCCGCAGUCUCGCCGCUAGUCACACCUGCAUUGCCCUCUGUCGCACGCCUUCCAGCCUGAAAGCUAAGCUUAGCAAAGCCGAGCAGAAAGACCUAGCCCUGCGUAUCGAGCAAGGCAACGCGCACGAGGUCGAGGACCUGACGCGCUGUCUCGUUCUCCCUAGCAGCAGUCCAUCCAGCCCGCCUAUGCUCGUCGGCCUGGUCGUGUUCUGCAUUGGCGGCGCUUUGGACCUGUGGUGCCGGACUAUACCCGACCCCAAGGUGUGCGAGACGGCCAUAGCGCGGCUUCUGGAGGCGCUCGACCUAUACCGUGCCCAGCAGUCGGCCGAGCACAAGCAAUACCCGCGCAUGGUGGCCUUCAGUACCACGGGCGUCACCGAAACGGGCUGCGAAGUGCCCCUCGCCGUCGCGCCGCUGUACCACUUCUUCCUCGGCGUGCCGCACGUCGACAAGCGCGCCAUGGAGAAGACGCUCGUCGCGUCCACCGAGCGCUGGACCAUCCUCCGCCCCAGCUUCCUCACUGACGGCCCAGAGACCGGCCGCCCCAUCCGCGUUGGCGUUGAGGAUCGUCUGGCUGGCACCGUCGACAGCCGCGAGAUCGGCUACAGCAUCUCCCGCGAGGACGUGGGCAGGUGGGUCUUUGGGAACAUCGUCGAGGAACACGACAAUCGCUUC